Molecule: messenger RNA, 963 nt
Organism: Letharia lupina
Lineage: Eukaryota; Fungi; Ascomycota; Lecanoromycetes; Lecanorales; Parmeliaceae
Exons: 2
Coding region: 1-963 (320 amino acids)
Source: RefSeq, a predicted model, not a curated record
AUGAGCAGUACAAUCGAAAUACUGCCCAGCGCCUUUUGUUUCAGUUGGAUUACACUCCCGGCAGAAUUUAUCGCGCAACAGGGCUCUCACAACGCUCUACAUGGUACUCGGUGUAUAUGUUACAGUGGAGAGGCGAUCGACUCCCAAAAGUUCACAAUCAGACGCCAAUCUCGUCCAUCAUUCGAAUUGCCCAACCCAAACGCACCUGCAGCACACAUUCUCCCAUUUACCGGGAAAGCCGAUUCCUCCAAAAGCGCAGUGUACCUGCAUUUACUCCGCAAAGGAAACCAUGUCAACAGGGUACACGGCCUCAAGCCAGUGACACCCGUUGCCGGAGAUCAAGGCUUCGUCACAGAUCUUGAGUUUGGCACGCAAUUAUUCCAAACACAAGUCGACACCGAAAGCUCCGAGAAACGGCUGGUUGGCCAAGGCUUCGAAUGCGCCGACGACUCGACUGGAGCUCACGAUAAAAAAUGCAUGUUUGGACCCACCUACACCGUCUCGUCCACAUUUAAACACACUCCAAAUGAGCAUUUUCAGGCGGUCUACGGGGAUGGCAGCAUCGUCACGGAGAUCGUUGGCAACGAACUAGCGACCAUUGAUGGAUUAACGGUCCAGGACCUGGAGCAACUUCAGUACAACACUUUCUUCACAAAGAUGUACACCAGUGGCUACAUCAUGCCGCUCUUCAGCUUAACCACUCAAAAGUCCGCAAGUACAAACGGAACUGCAGGAGGUGGGCUUCUCGCAAUCGGCGGGCUUCCACCUGUGCCUUUCCGUUCCCUCUUCGCUAGUUCGCCAUUUCAAUUGCUGUCCAUAAACAUCGCCAUCGUGCCAGCAGCAGAAUUCCAGCAUGCAGAGCCGGAUCUCGCGUAUACUUUAUACACUAUCACCAUCAACGGUCUCACAUAUGAACGAAGCAACGAACCGAAAACCUCCCCACUGGAGUCACGAACGCAGUGA